AUGCGCGCGCGCACGCGGGCCGAGUUGGAGGCGGCAAAGAGGCCGGCGGGCGGGAAGCAAGCGGUGGCAGGCGAAGCCCAGGGGUCGGGGCCAGUCUUUGCCAGCCCGGCGACCCGCGGGCAGAAGAACGAGGACAAGGCGGAUGCGGAGAAGACGCCGCCAGGGUUCGACCCCGAAGCCGAUUGGACAGAGGGCGCGGCGGACGUGCACCAGUUCGACAUCACGGCUGACCUGCGCGAGGAGCUGGCCGAGAAGCCCGAGGGGGGCCCGGCCGCCGCCCGUGAGUCCAGGGAGCUCCGCGCUGCACUCGGCGCCGAAGUUCUUCCCAUCCCGGAUGUUUUGAAGCUUGUGCAGGGUCAGCCGAUGGCCAGCAACGCCGCCCUGCACGAUGUUCGUGCUAUGAAGUGUCGCGGUGUGGAGCACGUGCGGCACCGAGUCAUCGAUGAGCCCGACGAUCCCGAGGUGCAGGACAACAUCGACAGGAUGCGCCGCGAGGCCUGGGAAAAGCACGAGGAGCGUCGGAGGACAUGCGCACGCGGCCUGGACACGCGGGACAUGUUCUUGGGCCGCGAACUGGUGUGCGUCAAGCUGGUCAGUGCCGGCGCGGUGUCCAUGACUCCGAACGAGUUUUUGAAUGCGGCGUCUAAGAGGUCUCUCUGCGUCAAGGAUCUGUCGCGGCCACCUCCAAAAACGCAGGCACGGGGGGGCCGCUUGCGCAUGCUCGCGCUGCGGGAGCAUUACCAGACGUUGUUCAAGGAGCUCCCGGAUAAGGCAGCGCAGAAGUUUUCGCCGAACCAGCUGGGGGACGACGACGGACCAUCGAACGCGCUGGUGGGUUUGGUCAAUCACAACUCUGGCGAGGUGGUGGAGCGGGACGGGUGCAGAACGCAGCGGUGCCUUCGUAAGGUCGCACCAGGCAUUGCCAGUGCCGCGCAGUUCGACCAUCCACAAUUCUGGUGCGUGCAAGCCGUCGACGCACAGGCCCAGCGCGAAGCCGCCGCCGUGAACGAGGGCGAGGACAUCAACCCACAGGUCUACAUGCCCGCCUGGGCCCGCCAGUGGAGCAGGGUAUGCGUUCCGUGCGAGGCGGUCGAGACGCGCGAGUGGUGUCGGCAGAGCCCCAUCACGACGCUGGGGGAGCUCUUCUGGGACUUGGGCCGGACGCACACGGCCAAGGCCAUCUGCGCCUUCUACAGGACGCUCCGGCUGGUCGCGUUGAAGAGGGACAAGAACAGUUCCACCAAGGCGAGCAGCGCGCCAGGCUUUGCCAGCGCAUCUCGGCCAGCCGGGUCGGCAGCUGCUUUCGGUUUCACAGGGUCCGACCUCCAGGCGCCAGGCAUCCGCGCAGAUUACUCGUGCCCGGCGACCAACCGCGAGGUGCUCGUGGAGGACUACAUAGAGGCGGUGGGCUUGGCCACAGCGAACGUCAGCUCCAAGACCAAGCAAGAGUUACUGGACGAGGCAUUGCCAGGGGAUGGCUUGUUGUCCAAGUUCACCAGACCGUCUUUCCUCUACUGGGACGCCAGCUUCCUCGACAUGCUUUUCGGCACCGCUCUGGGAAGCGAUCUCAACGACCAAGCGGUCAGCGUCGACUACCAGCUGGCGGGUGUCAUCGCGCGCCCCCUGUAUAAGUGCACGCAGAUCGUCGACGCCAGCGCCGGAGCAGCGCGCGCGAACGUCGCGUCGAUGUCAAGGCUUUUGCGGGACACCGCGGGCCGGGCCCGCUACACGUGCAAGGAGUGUGCUGAGAGGAAACAGGGCGCCGAUGAGACGCCGGGCUUUCCCAGUGUUGCCCUUCACGCCCUGUACUUGUACCCCGCGGUGUUCGGGCCGGAUGGCGAGCCCGCGCCGCUUCGCGCGAUGACGCCCCAUCGCGUGUUCGCGCACGCGCCCCCAGAGAAGUGGGGGUGGGGCGUCGAGCGAGUGCAGCGCCACGUGGUGACCCAGGCGAACCCCGCGAUAUCCACGGCCACGCCGACAUGGCACACUUACAACGCGGAGGAGAGCGAGGCCAUUUGGAUCGCAUCCAGUGCGUACAAGGCCACGCCGCCGAGCAAGACGUGA
Molecule: messenger RNA, 2064 nt
Organism: Prorocentrum cordatum
Lineage: Eukaryota; Dinophyceae; Prorocentrales; Prorocentraceae
Source: the annotation of a GenBank genome assembly